ACAGGGAGCCAGGGUUUUGAGAAAGACCAUGGCCAGCUGCGAACCGGACCCCCAGAUCGAGGACUGUCCCCUGGAGGCGCUGGUGGAUGAUGAGGUCCCAGGACCAUCAGCCCCACACGUGGACACCAGCUCCCAGCCCCAGAGUUCUGCCGGCAGCACAAAGAGGCCUUGGUCCACAGCCUUCUCCAUCUCGGGCUCUGACUCCGACACGGAGGCGCUGAUAAAGAAGCGCACAAGGCCCACGGAGAGCUGGGCUGUGGAGUGGCUCCUGGGGCUGAAGAUGAGGCUCAAGAAGCAGCGUGUGUCGACGGUGCUGCCUGAGCACCACAAGGCCUUCAACAGGCUGCUCGAGGAUCCCGUGGUCAAGCAGUUCCUGGCCUGGGACAAGCAGCUCAGAGUAUCUGACAAGUACCUGCUGGCCAUGGUCGUCGCCUACCUCGGCCGAGCUGGCCUCUUCGCCUGGCAGUACAGGCGCAUCCAUUUCUUCGUAGCUCUCUACCUGGCCAACGACAUGGAGGAGGACGAAGAGGACGACGAGCCUCCCAAGCAGGCCAUCUUGUCCUUCCUCUUCGGCAAGGAUGACGCCCAGCGGCCCCUCUUCGACCACCUGCGCCUGCAGUUCAUGCGCUGCAUGGGCUGGAAGGCCUGGGUCACCCUGGAGGAGUGUGAGGAGAUCCAAGCCUAUGACCCAGAGCUCUGGGUGUGGGGGCGAGACCGGGCCCUCCUAGCCUAAGCUGCUGCACUGACACCAGUGGUCACCGGCCAGAGGGCAGCCCCACACGUGGACACCAGCUCCCAGCCCCAGAGUUCUGCCGGCAGCACAAAGAGGCCUUGGUCCACAGCCUUCUCCAUCUCGGGCUCUGACUCCGAGACGGAGGUGACACCU
Molecule: messenger RNA, 886 nt
Organism: Ochotona curzoniae (black-lipped pika)
Lineage: Eukaryota; Metazoa; Chordata; Mammalia; Lagomorpha; Ochotonidae
Product: speedy protein E4-like
Exons: 8
Coding region: 29-733 (234 amino acids)
Biological process (GO): positive regulation of cyclin-dependent protein serine/threonine kinase activity
Molecular function (GO): protein kinase binding
Source: RefSeq, a predicted model, not a curated record